AAGACCAAGUCGCUGCACCAGUCCGUCGGGCUCCUGAGCAUCGCAGCUGGCUCUCUCUUGCUGGCUGCCCAUUUCUACAGCGCCACAAGGCUGACUCCACUGCUCCCCAGCAUGGCCCUGGGCAUCCUCCUGCUCCUCUUAUCCGCUCUCCUGGCAUAUGCAGGAGUGCGGAAGAGCCUCCAAAAUGCCUCCUUGUUUGUGUCACUUUGCUUGACCAUCUCAGUGCUCUGGUGUGGCUACGGAGUGAUCCAGAUCAUGGCCGGACAAGGGUUCCUCCAUGAUGCUGCUGACCUGCGUAAUGCAGCGGUGCCGGGACUCGCAGCCUUCUGCCUGGGGCUGCUCCUCAUCGGCCUGGUGGGCUUCCUCCAGAGAGAGGCCCCUCUGGCCCUGGUGGCUUCUGCCAUUUCCCUUGCCUGUGCCCACAGCAUCGCUGCCUGUUACGAUGCUGCCUUUGGCUCUUCUGCAGCGGCCUGCAACUACCUGGUGGUCUGCUUCAUAGGGGGCUAUGUGGGGCUGGGAAGGGCUCUCUUUUUUCUCAGCAAAGAGGCCAUCACCUUGCCUGGCACAGACCUGGCCAAGGGAAAAGCCAAGCCCAUGCACAGCCCAUCCCGCCGUCCGGGCACACACGACCUGACUGUGGUGGGGCUGAUCCUGAACAUGCUCUCAGCCAGCGUCUUGGGCUGCCGGCUCCUGGGGGUGACUGGCGAUCUCUUUGUGGGGCAGGUCCCCUGGCUCUGGGCAGGAGGGCUCUACCAGCUGGGCAUCUCCAUCUUCUCCUACCGCCUCCUGGAUGCUCUGACUGCCACAGCCUUUGGCUUCACCUCCAUCCUGAAGCUGGGAGGGGGCUAUUCCCUCCUGGCCUUGCUCUGGGUACCCGGAGAGCCACUUUCUCCUCUUCCCUUCUUGGUGGUUUUUGCUCUCCUCUUUGCCAUCCUGGCAUUUUUCACGGCAAUCGACAGCCUGGCUGAUGGCCUCUAUUUACUCUUCUACGUAGCCUUUUGCAUUGCGCUGGCCUGCUCCCCGCGUGGCUUUUUCGGAGGUGGCCCCCAAGGGGUAGCAGUAGCCAUUUUCGUGGCCUCUGCUCUCCUGGCCCUCUUUCACCUUUAUGACCGGAAUGUGAGUAUUAAAUAUCUGAAGGGGCAGAGAGGGCUGAGGCCCAUCCUGUUGCACCUCAGAGUCUGCAAGCUCUGGGAGGGGAAAGACCUCCACGCUCCCCUCCUGGGCUACUCCAAGUAUGCUGAUGCCCAGGUGCUGGGCUUCGCGUGCAGUGCGCUUGCUGCUUUUGCCAUCACUGCAGCCGUUGAGCCACAGUCCUCCUUUGAUGCAACCGUCCUCCCGUGGGUGGUGGUAGCUGGUGGGCUCUUGAAGCUCCUGUGUGGCUCUGUGGCCUUCUCCCGAGGCAAGACCCUGGAGAGCAGCGCCUUCAUCCUCUAUGGGUUCAUGUGGAUCAUCUGGGGCUUGGCCAGAUAUGGGGGGCUGGACGGCACUCCCCGAGGGUUCCAUGUGGCUGUGGGCAUCAUCUCCCUCCUGCUCUUCAACGCCUUCGUUGUCCUUGGCACCCUCUUCCUGAGCAUCUCCUGGUUCGUCUACUCCCUCACCUUUGUGCUCAUACUCACCAGUUUCCUGCUGGACGCGGUGGGGGCCAUCCCAGCCGGCUACGACAUUGCCGCCGCCGCCAUCUUUGGCCUGGUCAGCUUCUACUGCUUCCUCUCCAGCCUGGUCAACAGCACUUUCCAAAGGCCCCAGCUGCCUAUGGGACGCCCCAUCGUGAGGCUCGGUGGCUUUGGGGGAGGAAGCACUCCAUGCCUCCACCUGCCGGCCAGGAAGGCCUCCUCAGUCAAGCAAGUGGCAGAGAUCAUGAAGAACGGAGGGGUGUGUGGGAUCCCCACCGACACGGUGUAUGUGCUUGCAGCAGCCUGCAAUCGGCCCAGUGCUGUGGAGAAGGCUUACAACACAAAGCGCCAUGCUCAGGACCGGCCCAUGUCGCUCUGGAUUUCAAGUCUGAAGCAGCUGGAACCAGCCAAGCACCUGCUCAGCCCCAUCCUCUGGGACUUCAUGGCUGCUGCCUGGCCAUCGCCCAUCAGCUUGGUGGUCCCGCGGGGGGAAUGGGUGGACUGCCUGGGCUUGAAGGCCUCGGCCAGAUACGUGGGCACUGCUCAGAGUAUUGCUGUCCGCAUCCCGGAUUGUUCAGUCACCACCCAUCUCAUUGACCUGGUUGGCCCAAUUACUGUCACAUCUGCCAAUCCGACGGGAGAAGCAGACACAACCCACCACAACCAGGUGUAUGCCAAGCUAGGAGACAAGGUGGACGCAGUCCUUUGUGAUGGCCCUUCUCCAGAGAACAUUGCCUCCACCGUGGUGGACUGCACCAAGCUUGAGAACGGAGACGUGGGGUUCUUCAGAGUUGGACUCAUCCCCAAAUCCCAGGUGCUCCAGAUCCUGGAGCAGGUCCAGAGAAGACACCAGCCGGGCCAUGGCAACAGCACCAUGGCUGUGGAGAGCCAGGAUGGGCCCCAGAAUCUGUCCCGAGCGGUCCCCAAUGGCACUCAUGCUGGCCACGCCCAACGGAACUUGCUGACAUCCUAUAGGAACGAAGCAUUCCAUGCUGAAGAAGCAACGGCAUCUCCAUGAGCAAAACCAGCCCAGAGGGAAGACGGGGGGGGGGGUUGCUCCCACCCCGGAGAGAGCGGGCUUCACUGUGGUUGACCUCUGAACACUACCUGCUCGAGAACCCUGGAUGUUGCAUUCUCCCCUGUACCUGAGCAAGGCUUUGCUAUAUUUAUUUAUUUGUUUGUUUGUUUGUCCGGUUUCUAUAGCAUUGGAAUGCACCAGGAGGUUAUGCACACACACAUGGCUUUAUGGCUCGGGGGACCUGAAGAGCGAAUCUGCUUCGCAGCAGAUUUGCAAGAUGUUUUUACUUCAGGGGAUUAAAUUGGCCGUUCACAUAGCUGUCGGCUCCUCCCCACACUCCCUGGCAGAUCUCUUCCUUGUGCGUUCGCACCUCCCUGGUCCAGGUUUUCCCUCCAACCAGUCAGAAAUCAUACCACAGAGGAAGAGGCGAGAGAGCUUUUUAAGAAUAGUUUGACAGCUAAGAGUGCCGGACCAGCAGAACGAGUUGCCAAACAGCUGGAUCAAACAGCAGGAUGCUUCACCCUUGCCUUUGUGAGUGACUGCCUUCAUUCACCCCCACUCCCCGCCACAUGUACACCUAAUCGAAUCAGCUUAGACAACAAAGAGUUCAGGUUGCAUCCAUUCUGCAUAUCUAAAGCCUAUGUAAAACAUAGCAAGGGACACAUUUUGCAGCCUGUGCUUGUGUUUAACUCAGGAAUUUCUCCCUCCCCCUCCCUCAACAGAGUAUCAGCCAAUCGGCAACAACAAACGCCCCCCCUCCCCUGCAGUGCUUACAAUUGCAAAUUACUUAGAGCAGACCAUACCCCAAACUGCUGUCAAACUCCCCUUCAUUGAGUUUUGGAAAAUGCCAAUUUACAGAGAAAACUGUGGGGCAAAACAGAAGCCCUGGGUCCCUCCCACAAGCCGCUGAAACAAAACAAGAGGGUUUUUGUUGUUGUUGUUGUUUUAAACUGGACAUACUUUAGGCUAAGCCAGAAUUUGCAGCUUCCAUUUGGGGGGAAAAACAAAGUCCUGUCUGUCCUGGUCUCUGAUCGCCUGCAGGGUCAAUCCAGCUAAUAUGUGGACUGGCACACUCCAAUCAGGAAUGGAUUUGAAAUAGAAGCACCGUCUGAAAAGCCUCCAGCUAUUAUGCACAAACAGAAGAUGGGGAAUAGGCAUCACCCGUCCAGCAUCCUCCAUAUGUCUGUAAGACCAUCUCUGUCUUCAUGCAGAAUUCUCCUGGGGAGGCAAGGAUUCUCCAUGGCUCACGGGACAGCUGCUAUUCGGGAACUGGCACCUGCCCUUGUGGAGGGCAGGAGCCAGGCAUCUGUGGGCCAAGGCAGAAGCACAAGUUGGGAUUUGGCGAAGCUCCUUUCUGAUCAGAGGCCGACGGCCACCUUGCUAGGUGCCUUCCUUUGAGUCGCACUUUGUCAGCCUUGGUUCUCCUCUGUAAAUUGGCACCCGGAGGCCACUAUUCUUACCUCACAGGGCAAUUGUGGCACCGAAUGAACGGUCUGGAUUGUUCACAGGGCUACAUAAAUAGGAAUCAGUGCUGUGCACUUAUUUG
Molecule: messenger RNA, 4177 nt
Organism: Hemicordylus capensis (graceful crag lizard)
Lineage: Eukaryota; Metazoa; Chordata; Lepidosauria; Squamata; Cordylidae
Exons: 10
Biological process (GO): regulation of translational fidelity
Cellular component (GO): cytoplasm
Molecular function (GO): double-stranded RNA binding; nucleotidyltransferase activity; tRNA binding
Source: RefSeq, a predicted model, not a curated record